This is a messenger RNA of Ambispora gerdemannii, 1320 nucleotides long. NCBI's taxonomy places the organism in Eukaryota, Fungi, Glomeromycota, Glomeromycetes, Archaeosporales, Ambisporaceae. The record is from the annotation of a GenBank genome assembly.
AUGUCGACUUUUGGUGGAGACGAAGUUUCUGCUAUAGUGCUUGACGUUGGUUCUUGUUGGACUCGUGCUGGUUACGCAGGCGAGGACUCGCCGAAAACCGUGUUUCCCACAUAUUACGGAUAUAUACCGGAAAACAGAGUUAUUAAUAAGUCAAAACUCGGCGCGAGUGAUCUUGGAGGGGGAGAAGGCUCACAACAAGUUGAGAAAAAAACAGAAAAAUAUGUAAUGGGAGAUAGUGAAAUAUCUGUAUGGCGAGAAUAUAUGGAAAUUAGAAAUCCAUUAAAAGAUGGAUUGAUUCAGGAUUGGGACGCGUUAGAACAUAUCUGGGAUUACGCGUUAAGUAAACGAUUAUCCGUUAAUCCUGUAGAACAUCCAUUGUUGGUGACCGAAGCAGCUUGGAGUACUAGAGAAAUACGGGAGACUCUUACUGAACUUGCUUUUGAAAAAUACAAUUGUUUGGCAUUCUAUACUGUAAAAAACCCGGUUCUUACUGCAUUUGCUUCAGGACGUCCAACGGCAAUUGUAUUAGAUUCUGGUGCAGCGACCACAAGCGUAGUUCCAGUUUUUGAUGGAUAUGUACUAAAAAAAGGAAUGCAAAGAUCGCCAAUUGCUGGGGAUUUCUUGUCUGAUCAAAUUUUACGACAAUUCGAACAACAAAAGAUUACUCUUAAUCCACAAUAUCUAGUUGCCAAUAAAUCCUUUACAGAACCUGAUACACCAGCCGUAUUCACUAAACGUGAUCGUUCAAAUACCACUGAUAGUUUUCAUAGAUUUCAGGCUAUGAAAGUAAUACAUGAAUAUAAGGAAACUGUUUGUCAAGUUUUUGAAUCGACUUAUAACGAGGCUAUAAUUGCAUCAAGACCAAUGAAAUCCUUUGAAUUUCCUGAUGGAUUUAAUACAUCAUUUGGUCCAGAAAGAUAUAAAGUUCCUGAAAUUCUAUUUCGACCACCAGAAUUUACAAUACAGCCUCAAGAAACAGGAGUUGACGUAGGAUCAUAUGUUGGAAUACCGGGUAUGAUAUAUAAUUGCCUAGCCACGUGUGAUGUUGAUAUGCGAGCAAAUUUUCUGGCGAAUCUUGUCUGCACCGGCGGAAGCACAUUAUUCCCGAAUUUCAUUGAUCGCGUAUAUCAAGAGUUGAAUCCUUCGUUUCCAGGGCAUCGUGUUAAAAUACAUGCACCCGUUAAUAGUGUCGAAAGAAAAUGUAGUGCAUGGUUGGGUGGUUCAAUACUCGCUUCUCUUGGGACAUUUCAUCAACUUUGGAUAUCAAGAAAAGAAUACGAUGAUCAUGGUAAAGUAAUUGUAGAAAAAAAAUGCGAAUAA